AUGGGAAAACAAACAUUAAUAGAUUGCAGAGCAGAGCAUGACCUAAAAAAAAAAAAACAGAGCAUUCAGACUCCAACUAACCAACCCCUCUCUUCCCUAAAUUCACGACCAUUAUAUACCACCACUACUCUUCCUUCUUCCUCCCCACUACACAACUCCUCUUUCUCUCUCUCUCUAUAUAUAUGUAUGGCUCUAAAACACAUGUCUUAUGGGGCAGUAAACAUGUUCAGAACAGAAACAGGGUACACAGACAUAGAAAAGAGACAGCUUUUCUUGAGAAGCUAUCAAUUCAGCAGGAAGAAGAGUGUGGGUGAAAGGAUAAAGAAAUCUUUCUUUAGAGUCAAAAGGGUGAUUUGGGUAAAGCUUAGAUCAGCAAGAAAAAUCAGGAAAUUGGUUUGGUUGAGACUCAAAUAUGGUAUCUUUGGGUAUAGAAGAAGAAGGUUUUUUCGUCGAAUUCAAAAUUCAAGUUACUAUAAUACUAGUAGUGGUAUUACUACUGGAUGGUCAUCCUCUUGUUUCUGGUAGGAUUAUGAACUUCUGUUAAUUAAGUUAUUUUAUUUUUUAGUAAUUUUUUUUUUUUUUGGUUUAUUUAGGAUUUAAUUAUGUAAUGGGUUGUGUUUUAACUCUACCAUGAACAUUAGAACAUGCCCAAAUCUUGAAGUUCUAUCUCUAGUUACUUUUAACGUAUGUAUACAUAAUUUUUAGUCUAGUCAAAAGUAUAUUGUUAACAA
This is a messenger RNA of Solanum stenotomum, 731 nucleotides long. RefSeq lists its product as uncharacterized. Bases 1 to 525 code for a protein of 174 amino acids. The transcript is spliced from 2 exons. Lineage: Eukaryota; Viridiplantae; Streptophyta; Magnoliopsida; Solanales; Solanaceae. The record is from RefSeq and is a predicted model, not a curated record.